Molecule: messenger RNA, 1399 nt
Organism: Amborella trichopoda
Lineage: Eukaryota; Viridiplantae; Streptophyta; Magnoliopsida; Amborellales; Amborellaceae
Source: RefSeq, a predicted model, not a curated record
UUGUGAUAGAUCCCUUAUCAAAUCAACAUUCCAAAUUGCGAACCUGGUUUUAAAAGAGAGAGAGAGAGAUUGCAAGUCUUUUCCCUUUAUUUUUUAGUCAUCAAACCAAACAAGUAUAAAUGCCUCAUGAGGCUCUAGGAAGAGCGACUCUUAACAAACCAUGCUUUUGAACUCUAACAUGGGUACUGCACAACCCCAUAAAAUUAAAGUGGCAAUGGCACUGAUGAUUCUUUGGGUGUUAGUGAGAAAUGGGAGAGUGAGCUGCAAGGUUGUGUUAUUUAUAUUUGGGGACUCUCUCAUUGAUGUUGGGAACAACAAUUAUCUGAAUGGAACUUUGUCCAAAGCUAAUUUCCCUUGGUAUGGCAUUGACAUGGGAUAUGGGAAGCCAACCGGCCGGUUCACUAAUGGCCGCACCGUGGCUGACAUUGUGGGUGAUAAAAUGGGUCUCCCUAGACCACCUGCUUUUUUAGAUCCAUCUUCAACCACUGAUGUCAUACUGAAAAAUGGAGCAAAUUAUGCGUCAGGUGGAGGUGGGAUUCUGAAUGAAACUGGAGACUUGUUUGGGCAAAGGCUAUCUUUCUACAGACAAAUUGAGCUAUUUCAAGGCACUAGAGAAAUGAUUGUAAGGAGUAUUGGAAGUGAUGAGGCAGAUGUGUUCUUUAAAAGUGCUCAAUUUGUGGUUGCAAUAGGGAGCAAUGACUUUCUCAACAACUUCUUGCUUCCAAUAUAUGGUGGCUUUUGGACAUACAAUGCAGAUGAAUUCAUCAACCACUUGCUGGAAACCCUUGAGAAACAGUUAAUUGUUAGUGAAAUAAAUGGCAUCCAAACUCUUUCCUCUAAAAUUUUAUACUUGAAGGUAUUGCAUAGCAUGGGAGCUAGACAAUUGACAUUUAUUGGUCUUGGGCCUUUGGGUUGCAUUCCUCUUGGACGCAUCAUGAACCUCUUUGGUGGAUACCAGGAAUAUGUGAACAACUUAGUCAUCAAAUUCAACAAUGCAGCUAACCAGCUCUUACAAGGCUUGUCAACACAUUUGAGUGACUCAACUAUGAGAUUUAGUGAUGCGUAUAGAAUGGUAUUGGAAAUAAUUGACAACCCUCAAAAAUAUGGGUUUGAUGACUCUAGGACUCCAUGUUGCACUGUUGGGGUAAUUCGACCAACUCUUACGUGUCUUCCAAUAUCAAGCCUAUGCAAAGAUAGAACGAAAUAUGUAUUUUGGGACGAGUUUCAUCCAACUGAUGCAGCUAAUGAGAUAAUCGCUCAUCAAAUUAUGUCAAACAUUUUUUAAGAGCUUCUCAUUCUCCAUUGUAUGAUUUAUAGGCUUGUAUAAAGUGUUUUGGGUAGCAUAUACUAUUUCUGUGUAGCCGACCCUAAUUAAUUAAAAAAAAGCUAUGAUGAUGUA